Messenger RNA from Rhipicephalus microplus (southern cattle tick), 585 nucleotides. RefSeq names its product electron transfer flavoprotein regulatory factor 1. Gene Ontology annotation, cellular component: mitochondrion. The record is from RefSeq and is a predicted model, not a curated record. Gene Ontology annotation, biological process: respiratory electron transport chain. NCBI's taxonomy places the organism in Eukaryota, Metazoa, Arthropoda, Arachnida, Ixodida, Ixodidae.
AACUCUAUGCUCUGCGUCCACUGAAGUGUCCAUCGUUCAACAGCGGUGUGUAGCUUGUGUGGUCAGCUUAGGUCGGCGGUGUUUUCUCGCCGUAAUCGGAGUCGUCUGUGCGUCGUGGCUAUCGGCGCGUGUGUGCGAACGUCGCUCGCUUGCAACUGUACUACUGUCGAUGAUCCCUCGAUCUCCUCGUCGCCGGUGCCGCCAGCGCACUUGCCAGCGAGCCAUCCGAGCACAAACGACGCCGCCACCUUCGCGGCGUGGUCUGUCACGUAGGCCAGCGCAUGUGUGACCUCUCACAAUCACUAUGGCAUCCGUGCGGGGCCAAGUUGUCCAGCUGUACAAAAACCUGCUGCACCUUGGGCGUGACUACCCGAAGGGCUACGACUACUUCCGGAGUCGACUGAAGGCUGCGUUCCUCAAGAACCGCGAUGUCAAGGACCCUGAGCAGUUGACCAUGCUGCUUGCCAGAGGACAGUAUAUCAUCAAGGAGCUCGAGGCCCUCUACAUGCUCAAGAAAUACCGUACCCUGAAGAAGCGCUACUACACCGACACUCCUUAAUAAACUACUUUGUUUUAGUGCUCACA